Messenger RNA from Linum trigynum, 1363 nucleotides. Lineage: Eukaryota; Viridiplantae; Streptophyta; Magnoliopsida; Malpighiales; Linaceae. The record is from the annotation of a GenBank genome assembly.
CCAUUAUUAAUAUUUAAUUGCGCGCCCUUUCAUAGUGCGGAAAAAGGAAAUGGGGAGCCACAGUAACAGUAGUGGCGAUGAUCAACCGGAGGCUCUGGUCCGAGGGCAAGCCGAGAUAUGGAAGCUCAUGUUCGGCUUCGUAGAAUCCAUGGCUCUCAAAUCCGCCGUCCAGCUCGGCAUCGCUGACAUCAUCCACUCUCAUGGCUCUCCCGUCACCAUUUCCCAGUUGGCUUCCGGGAUCGACUCACCAUCUCCAGAUUCAUCCUACUUGUCCAGAAUCAUGAGAUUCCUAGUCCACAAGGGCCUCUUCACAGCUCACCACACGCCACAUAAGCAGGACCACGAUGACGUGGACGACGCGUACGAGACCCGCUACGGGCUGAACGACGUGUCUAGGUGGCUGCUCCGAAGCUCGGAGCUGAACCUGGGCCCGAUGGUGUUGAUGGAGAACCACCCGCUGCUCCUGGCCCCGUGGCACCAGCUGGGCCCAUGCGUUCGAGAGGGUGGGCUGGCGUUUGAGAAGGCCCAUGGGUCCAGUGUCUGGGAAGUCGGGUCUCGGGAUCCGGAGCUGAACCGGGUUUUCAACGACGGGCUGGCCAGCACGGCCAAGGUGGUGAUGAAGGCGUUUCUGUCCGGUUACGGGGACGGGUUGGGCGGGGUCGGGUCGCUGGUGGACGUGGGAGGCGGGAUGGGCGGGAACCUGGCGGAGAUCGUGCGAGCGCACCCGCACGUGCGAGGGAUCAACUUCGACUUGCCGCACGUUGUCGGGACGGCGCCGGAGUAUAAAGGGGUGGAGCAUGUGGGCGGGGAUAUGUUCCAAGAGGUUCCUGAAGCGGAUGCUGUGCUCAUGAAGUGGAUAUUGCAUGACUGGGAGGACGAUAAAUGUGUUGAAAUUCUGAACAAGUGCCGGAAAGCAAUACCGGAGAGAAGAGGGAAGGUGAUAAUAGUGGAGAUAGUGCUGCCGGAAGAUGAUCAGAAAGAGGAAUCUGGAGGUUUCGGCGAGGUGGGUUUGGUGUUUGAUCUUCUGAUGAUUGCCCACACAGCAGGGAAAGAGAGGACUGAGCGACAAUGGAAAGUGUUGCUGGAGAAAGGAGGCUUCCCUCGCUACAGAGUCAUCAGGAUCCCUGCUUUACCCGCCAUUAUUGAGGCCUAUCCAGUUUGAUCACAACAUCUUAAUUCUUACAUGCCUCACUUUGAACAUGCAUUAUGAAAACAAUGUUGUUAAUUGUACUUUAUGGAUGUGUAUAUUAUACCCCUGUAACUACACCAGCUGGUCAAGGAUAUAUGACAUGUUAUUAUUGAAGCAAUAUAUGGUGAAGUAUACUGCAAGGUUUAGAUUAAACGAUAAAAAUACAUGUUUUGA